This is a messenger RNA of Boleophthalmus pectinirostris (great blue-spotted mudskipper), 1354 nucleotides long. Its product is annotated as myeloid-associated differentiation marker-like. Gene Ontology annotation, cellular component: membrane. The coding region runs from base 307 to 1203 and encodes 298 amino acids. The transcript has a single exon. NCBI's taxonomy places the organism in Eukaryota, Metazoa, Chordata, Actinopteri, Gobiiformes, Gobiidae. The record is from RefSeq and is a predicted model, not a curated record.
AUCACUCUCUGAAAGGAAGUAGGUGGUACUUGUUUUUGGUAGUAAUGCAAACUAAAUUCCACAAGGUGAGAUCUUGAGGUUUCUAUUUUUCUAUUUGUAGAUAAGAUUGAACAAGUUAACAAAACACAUACUGUUUUUGUUCUAUUUUUAUUAUUUAUUAUGAAGAUCCCUGGACUAUGUUUUUCAAUCCAACAUCAGGAAUAGCCAUCAGGAUUUUUUACUAAUUUGUCUGAAAGUUAAGAUUUUUGCCACUGACUAUUUUAAACUUUUUUUUUUUUUUUUUUUUUUUUUUUUUUUAAAAGAACAAUGCCUGUAAUAGUACUGGAAGCUCGAGAUUUCACUAGCCCAUUCUUUUUGAUCCGGACAUGGAUAAUCUUCUCUACCUGUACCACGUUCAGUCUGGUUGCCUCUUUGGAUUCAGUGGAUUUAAACAAGAACCCAUCUCACCUCCUGACAUUUAAGACUUUUUGCAUGUUUAUUUGGUGUUUCUUUUUCUCCCUCACCCUAUUCAUCAAUAUUCUGACCACGAUUCAAUUCCACAGUCUCUUGCCAAUAUCAUGGAAGAAUUUUACAGUUACUGUCGCUGUUCUGGGAGCCUUGAUGUCCUUAAGUGCUGCUGUAAUUCACCCAUGGCUUAUAAUGGAUAACCAAACACCAACACCUCGCGCCACAGCAGCUGCCGUAACUUCCUGUCUCACAUUUUUGGGGUACGGAUUUGAAUCAUGCAUGCUUCAGCGCCAAACACAUGACCAAAGGGGGUACAUGGGGAGCAAACCUGGCCUGCUCAAGACUGUCCAAGUGUGGGGAGGGUGUCAGAUGAUUCCCCUGAUUGUGGAGGCCAUUCAUGACAUGCCCAGUGAAAUCCAUGGCUGGCAACUCUGGGUGUCUGUAGCUUCCUAUACCACCUGCCUGGCUAUGUCUCUAAUAACACUAUUGGUGAUUCUGGGUGACUUUGCAGCUCAGUGUUGUCUGCCUUUUGAUAGAUUUCUGGCUGGGUUUAGUUUUAUGGGAGUGUUCCUUUACAUGGUGGCUGCUGUAAUCUGUUUUACAAAGUUAUUGCAACUCAAAGACCCGCAACACAACCUACCACAACGCAUUGUGGAGUUGUUUAUUAUGGAGACAGUGGUUGCAAGUAUUACUUUGUUAGCCUAUACUGUAGAUCUUGCCUUUUCUAUAAAACUGUUAUGUGAUAGAGGUCACUGAUGAACAAUAAACAAAACUGUACUGAACAAAUGGUCCAAAUAACCUUUGUUAAAAAAAACAAAAAAAGAAAAGAAUGAUUUGUAAUGUGACCAUUAUAAAGAAAUAAUGAAACUACUAGAGAUUACAAAUCACGUAAUAAAACUGUGUAAAG